This is a messenger RNA of Glossina fuscipes, 1360 nucleotides long. RefSeq names its product mitochondrial uncoupling protein Bmcp-like. The record is from RefSeq and is a predicted model, not a curated record. Lineage: Eukaryota; Metazoa; Arthropoda; Insecta; Diptera; Glossinidae. Gene Ontology annotation, biological process: transmembrane transport. The transcript has 6 exons. The coding region runs from base 183 to 1109 and encodes 308 amino acids.
AAAAGUCGCAAACAGCUGAUAACAGCUGAUAAGUUCACUAUUUAAAAACCGUUUUGUAAAUUUGUGGAUUAAAAUGUGAAAAAUUAAAUACACUUCAGCGCAAACUAAAAAAAAAAAAGUUAAAAAAAAAAUUGAUCUACAAUAACAAACCUAUAAUUUUAUUUAUCAAUUUCUAUAUUAAUAUGAAAGAAACAUUAAAAGAACGUGAUAUAAGAAUCUUUGCGUAUGGGGGCAUUGCUUCAAUUUUGGCAGAGUUUGGUACUUUUCCAAUUGACACCACCAAGACUCGACUGCAAAUUCAGGGACAAAAAAUAGAUAAAAAGUUUUCCCAGUUACGGUACGGUGGCAUGAUUGAUGCUUUCUUUAAGAUAGCUCGAGACGAAGGUGUUACAGCUCUAUAUUCAGGUGUAUGGCCGGCAGUUUUGCGGCAAGCUGUUUACGGGACUAUAAAAUACGGUACAUAUUACUCUUUAAAAAGUUUUGCUAGAGAAGGCGGUUUGUUGGUGGACCCAAAAACUGGUAGUGAACGGGUGUGGUGUACAGUAGUAUGCGCCGCGACUGCAGGAGUUAUAUCCUCAGCUUUAGCCAAUCCCACUGAUGUUUUAAAAGUACGCAUGCAAGUUUCUGGUAAAGGUAGCCGACAAAAAAGUUUAUGGAAAUGCUUCUACGAAAUCUACAAAUUUGAAGGAGUAAAAGGCUUGUGGCGUGGCGUAGUGCCAACCACUCAGCGAGCUAUUAUAAUAACAUCAGUCGAUUUGCCAGUUUAUGAUUUUUGCAAAUCUCGUUUGUUAAAUAUAUUUGGUGAUCAGCCCAUAACACACUGUAUGCGCUCAAUUAGUUCUAGUUCUAUAUCAAGUCUCUCAGCAGCUAUAGCGUCUACCCCAAUGGAUGUCGUGCGCACCAGAUUAAUGAAUCAGAAACAUUUACUUGCUUUGAACGAAACAAACGUUACGCAAAAUAUCUACAGAGGCAGUUUCCAUUGUGCUAUAGAAACAGUACGCCAUGAAGGUCUAAUGGCCUUAUAUAAAGGUUUUAUACCCGCUUGGAUGCGUAUGGGGCCCUGGAAUGCUAUAUUUUUCGUGACUUUUGAGCAAAUGAAGAAAUUAUAGCAUGAAUUGUUUCGCCCAUUAUAUAACAAAAGAAAAUAUAGAAACCUCAAGAGAUUGUUUUUUGAAAUCAUCAAUAAAAACUGCUUUCAAAGUGUGCAGAGGAUUAUAAUAUCCCUAUAAAACGUAAUGAAUACUCAUAAAAGUAACUAAGAAAAAUUUUGAAAAUAUCAAAUUAUCUAAGCUCGUGGGCAACUAAACAUUUUAAGAUUUCAAUAUAAUCUUGCUUAAGUGCGAUAAUGGUGAAAAACCGC